AUGCAUAUUGAGAAGAAUGUGUGUGAUAGCUUGAUUGGCACACUGUUGAAUGUUCCUGGGAAGACAAAAGACGGUGAAAAUGCUCGAUAUGACUUGAAGGAUAUGGGGAUUAGAAGUGAACUCCACGUUGUUGAGGGAAAACCCAAGAAAUACCUUCCUCCCGCAGCUUAUACAUUGUCACAAAAAGAGAAAAAAGUGUUAUGUGAAUCCUUAGCUGGAGUGAAAGUUCCAGAGGGUUUUUCUUCUAACUUUCGCAACCUUAUUUCGAUGGAAAAUCUGAAACUUGUGGGUCAUAAGUCUCAUGAUUGCCACAUUUUGAUGCAAUAUUUGUUGCCAGUGGCUAUUCGCUCAAUUUUACCUAAAAAUGUUCGAUAUGCCAUUAUUAGAUUGUGUUCAUUCUUUAACGCAAUGUACGCCAAAGUCAUUAAUCCUAAAGACUUAGAUAAUUGGGAAACAGAAAUUGCUAUCAUUAUUUGCCAAUUACAGAUGUAUUUUCCUCCAUCUUUUUUUGAUAUCAUGGUUCAUUUACCUAUUCACUUGGUGAGAGAGAUAAGGUAUUGUGGCCCAUUUCAUUUGAGAGCUCAAUGGUCCUUUGAAAGGCAAACGAAAAAUUAUAAGGGAUAUGUGAAGAACGCCUAUAGACCCGAAGCUUGUAUUGCUGAAAGGAACUUCUAUGAAGAUCUUGUUGGAUCGUGUAGUCAAUAUCUAGAAAAUGCAAAGAUUAUUGGGCUUUCAAUAUCAAGACAUAGUGGUAGAAUGGAGGGAAAAGGGAUCAUAGGUCAUAAGAAACGUGAGUUGUCUUAUGAAGAAUGGCACAAGGCCCACACAUAUGUUCUGUUUAACGAGGAUGAAGUUACACCAUAUAUUAACAAACACAUUGAUCACCUUAAGCAGUUCAAUCGUAAGACAAGUCAGAAAUCCCUUCUUAGUCAACAUCACAAUUCAUUUAGAACUUGGUUGAAAGAUAAAGUGAUGAGAGAGCUUAAUGAUCCACUAUAUGUUGUUUCUGAUCGACUAAAGAGUUUAGCGUUAGGACCCAAUUUUAGAGCCUCUUUUUAUUCUGGGUAUGUAUAUAAUGGUUGCACAUUCUAUACUAAGGAGCAAGAUGAAGUUAGCACUAUGCAGAAUAGUGGAGUUGUUGUUGAAGCCGAAGCUAUGUAUUUUGCAAGUGCUAAAGAUAGUUCUCCUGCCCAUGGUAAAAUGUGGUAUUACGGUGUCAUUGAAAAAAUUGUUGAGUUGCAAUACAAUGAUUUUGUGAUACCAGUUUUUGGUUGCAAAUGGGUUGAUAACAACAACGGAGUUGACUAUGAAGAUAUAGGGUUUACUUUGGUUAAUUUUGACAAGCUUGGUCAUAAGGAAGAUCCUUACAUAUUGGCUAGUCAAGCAAGACAAGUGUUCUACAUGACUGAUCCAUCCGAUCAAAAAAGGUCUGCUGUUAUAAAGCCAAGGUCUCGGUUUGAAAUCGAUGAAAUUGUUGACUACCAUGAAGAUGAUGAUAUUGAAGAAGAGGAAAUCCAUUUCACUAAUGGGGUACAAGUCCAAGAUGUCAUCAACGAUUAUGGAGAUAAUUCAGUAACAUAUAUACGUGAUGACCAUAGUGAAGGAACAUGGGUUGAUGACACUAGUAAUGAGGGUGCAUCACGGAAGCGUCGACGGAAAGAGAAAUGA
This is a messenger RNA of Spinacia oleracea (spinach), 1668 nucleotides long. RefSeq lists its product as uncharacterized. The record is from RefSeq and is a predicted model, not a curated record. The coding region runs from base 1 to 1668 and encodes 555 amino acids. The transcript has a single exon. Lineage: Eukaryota; Viridiplantae; Streptophyta; Magnoliopsida; Caryophyllales; Amaranthaceae.